GAUGAUUAGGACGGUGUUUACUUAAUUUCGAUUGACAUUUCUUAAUAUCGCAACAAUAAUUUUUUUUAAUUAUAAAAUUUAAUGCUACAUUAGUGGCGUGCGUAUUCGUUGUCGUAGAGAAUUAGUUGCAGCUACCGUUCGUCAGGUAUAUUUACAAUAGUUGACGUUGAGUUCACAGUGUUUUCAUCUGUUCGCACAGCAGACGUUAGGCUUUCCAUUGCCGAUUAAAAUCGCGAUUGGACACAAAAUGUCCUAUACAUGUAACAUAACUAUUGAAAAACAUUGUAUGACGUUUGAAACGUUGUUGAUGUUUUAAGUCGAUUAUUUGCCCGAAUCGGUGUAGCGUUUUGUUUCAGUAUCGCAUUGACGUCAAACCGCCACAAUGAUUGCUGAAGGGACGCAUUAUAUAAAACGAAGAGUAAGAUCUGGAGCUGUAGAUGCACAUCCAACAGAACCUGCUAUUGUAGUAAAUUAUGAAUUGGAUGCAUUUGUUCUUGGUGAAAAUGGAGAACCUGUAAUAGGCGAUCAUAAGGAAUGUCAAAAAGUAAUACACUUAAAAAGUUUAAAUAAUAAUACAGAUUGUAGAGCAUUGGCGAAAGAAGUAAUACAUAAAUGUAACCUUAUACAUGAAACAAAAUUAUAUGAUGUAGAGCAUUUAAUUUACUAUUUGCAAACUCGUUCAACUGCAAAUAAUAAAAUUAAAGAAGACAAAAAUCAAUUGGGAUUGGAGAGUAGUCCGUCUAGUAUAUAUCACAUAUGUGGAUUAAUGCCCGAAGAUAAAGCGAGUUUAGCUAAAAUUGAUGAAUAUAUUGAAAUGUUAUACGAUGAUAUGCCUCAAAAAGUACGUGGUUCUGGAUUCAUACUAAAAGUAACCUGCGAUAAAGAUAACCUUGAAGAACUAUCAUCAUCAGAACCGACCAUGAGCGCUUUAGCAAGAGUGCUCCGAGAAGAAUAUCGCAAGAGUUUUGAACUGAGUUCAAAUAUAAUAAACAUAUUUCUUUGUUUUUCUGCAUAUAAAAUAUUUCAUAAAAUGCUUAUUGACCACAAAAUUUGUUUGCUCUGUAUAGAAGUGCUAGAAUAUGAAUUGAAUCGUUAUGAUAAGCUUAAAAGUCAAAUAGUAAGUGCUCCUCGUGAAUCAAAACCAUCAAAAGUACCAACACCUUCAAAACUACCAGUCCCAAGAAGUGCUCCUAUAACAUCUAAAAUUGUUCGAAGUCAAAUACCUAUAAGUGCUAGUACUAAUAGUGACAGUCGAAGGCAUUCUGCAUCUUUUGAAAAUGUAAAACAAACUGUAAAAGAUAAGACACAAAAAUCUUUAGACACAAAUAGUAUAAAAACAGGAAUAUUAGCAAGAAGUCCUGACGAAUUAGCUGUACAUCAGCUGAGAAGAAAUUUGUUUAAAUUAGGAAAAAAUCAGGAUCAAGCAUUAAAAGGUGCUGUUGAACUAAUAUAUAACUUAACGAUUGAUAAAACUAUGGAAGAAAAAGUUGUUCGCAAAGGCAUUAUAAAGUUAUUAUGUCUUUUAUUGGAUAGAACAAGUACUGAUUUACUUUUAAUGAGUAUUAAAUUAUUAAUACAACUAUCAGUUUAUAAAGAACAUGUAGAUAAAAUGAAAAAAUAUUCAAUAGUUGAAAAAUUACCCAAAAUGUUCAUGAUGAAAAAUCCCAGUUUGGAAAAUUAUACUAUUAAAUUUUUAUACAAUUUAUCAUUUGAUGUAACACUUAGUGAUGAGAUUUUAAAAGUUGGACUACUACCAAAGAUAACAGAACUAAUAGGCACAGAAGAAAGUAGUGAAUUGGUUUGUAGACUAUGUUACCAUUGUAGUAUGGACGAUCGAUCUCGAGCCUUGUUUUCACAUACAAAUUGCUUAUCAAAGAUUGCAGAUUUAUUAUUGACAUUUAAUCAGUACAAUUUAAUAUUGGCUGCAUUAUGCACAAAUUUAACUUUAAAUGAACGAAAUUCACAACUUUUAAUUGCAAAACAAGGUUUGAAACCUUUUGUUCAGUUAGCUAUUGAUACAUCAGAUUUAAUGUAUUUUAAAAUCCUUCACAACAUGUCUAGUCAUGAGUCUUUAAAACCCCAAUUUGUAGAACUUAUUGGACAUUUUGCUCAUUUAGUUACUAUAUUAAAAGAUAUUGAAUGCAUAAUCGAAUGUGUUGGAAUUAUUGCUAAUGUAAAUGUUCCGGAAGUAGAUUUUAAAGAACUUUUGGAGUCAAAUAAUUUAAUUUCAUGGAUGGUCCAGUUUGUGAAUAGUGCAUGCAAACCAAAUCAAACUGUAACAGAUGCAAGAUUAUUGAUAGAAGUUAUAAAACUCUUGGGGACAGUAUCAAAGGAUGAAAACUGUGGUGAAUUACUUUAUGAACAUGGAACAAUUCAGCAAGUCAUCAAUUUAUUAAAAAAUCAAAAGGGAGAUGAUGAAUUAGCAAUACAAAUUAUGUACCUUCUAUAUCAGCUUAUGUGUCAUCCAAUUACAGGAGAUUAUAUUAUACAAAAUACAGAAUGCCCAAUUUAUAUAAUCGGUUUAAUGCAUGAUCCAAACAUUCGAGUUCGUAAGAUGAGCAACUACUGUCUUGAUAUUAUAAAGGAGUUUGAUGAAACGUGGACCAAAAAAAUAAGGGCUGCAAAGUUUUGCUGGUUUAAUGCCUAUUGGUUAAAUAUGAUGAAAAAUGAAUGUGAUGUGCCAAAUAUAAAACCUAAAUAUGAUACUAAUAAUGAAAUAAAUUUGUAUAGUUAUGUACAUCAAGCAAUACUAAUGCCCGAAGAUGAUUUUAUGUAUGAUAAAGAUGAUAAUAUUGAGAUAAUGUCAACAAAAUCACACACUAAUAGUAGUCGGCCAGAAAGCAGAAAUCUAGAUGAUAGAUUUGACUAUGAGAUUGAUGCAUUCAACGAAGAGCAGUACAACAAUGAUAAUUAUGAUGAUGAUAUGACAAGUAUAGGUGGACAUUUGAUGCAAAAAUUUACUAACAACAUUAUUCAUUUUACAGAUUAAUUUUCUUUUUUAUUCUAUUUUGUUAUGUUACCACAUUUCACUAUAUUUAUAUUAUAAUUUAUUAUUAUAUCUAAAACUAACAUUAUUAACCAUCUAAUUUAGUGGAGAAGUCUAAAAAGUAAUCAACUACUAAAUAUGUAAUUUCACAUUAUUUUGCAUAAAUCAAUAUAAUAUAAUUAUAUAGAUAAUCAAAUAAUUACUAAAACAAUAUAAUAAUAAUAUUUAUGUAAAAUGAUAAUUUUCUUUUAUUAUGAAUACUAUUAAUAUUAUGAUUUUAACCCUAAAGUACACGCUGCAGUCAUUUGUUCAUUAUUUUAAGAAUUCAAAAUAUUUACAUAAUCUAACCUAAUUACCUUCAAAUUAGAUGAUAAACUAAAAUUAGAUAAAACUCCCAAUUGUAUAUGACCUGAUGUCAGUAAUGUUGUUUUCAAAAUUCAUUACCUAUUGAAAGUACUGUCUAAAAGACCGUGUGCGUGAUAGACUGACAUUAAAUUUUAAUUUUAUGAAAACCAUUUUUUUUUUUUAAAUGUGUUUUCUAAAAAUGGCUGGCUGAUAAAACGAUAUUGUUCGUAUUAAUAUUUACUAUACAAUUUAUUGAGUUUUAAUUGAAAUAUUUCAAUUUGCGGUCAAAAAACACACUGUGCGUGUAUUCUCCUGAAUAUUUUUCAUGCGUGUAAUUUAGGGUUGAUAUCCUUAAGUUGGUUUUCAUUUUCUAUCAGAUUAAAACUUGAAACUUUUUAGUUUAUCUUAUAAACACUAUAAUGAAAGUAAACGUUAUGUUAAAUUUUAAUACCGUAAGGAAGUAAAUACGUAUAUCCAUUGAUUGUAAUUUUGCUAUUGUAAACAUCGAAAUUAUUUAUUCUUUAAUUGUUACUAUUGUACAUGGGCUGUAUUCAAAUCUAAUUGAUUAUCUGCCCCAGUUAUUUUUAUUAUUGGUGUAGACAGUCAAUCGUUAAUAUUAUUAAAUUUGACAUAAAAAAACAUUAUAAUAUACUGGUACUAUUACUAUUCAAAAGUAUAAAAAGUUUGGUAGCUCAAAAAAAGCUCAAUGGCAGUGAACAAAUAUAUUAUUAUAAAAUAAAAUAUGUUAUUUUUAUAUUCGUUUUUCAUAAUUCUUCGGUCUACUAUAAAUUCAAAACAAACUAUGUGUAAUUUAUCUAGUUAAAUAAAUAUUAUAUGAUAUUUUUGAUAAGUUUUUGUAACACUCAGAAAUGUUUUAUAAUAAUUAUAAUCAUUAUUAUUAAAAAAAAAAAUAUGUUUUCAAACAAUAUUUUAAUUUGGAAUUGGAUAUAAAAUAAUUUGAGUACAUUAGUUAGCACCGCUCAAAACAUUGUAAUACAUUUUCACAUUUUAUAAUACACACAUAUUAUAUAAUGACUUAUAUCACUUCAAAUUUAAAAUAGUUAUCAUCUAUCUUUUUUAAUAUUAUAUACCUAGAUUUAUAUUUUAUAUUUAGUAUUUAUAUUUAUAAAAACUCCACUGAAUUAAUUUGGUAAUUUUGUGUUGUAAAAAAAAUAUUUAUUUUAACAUUUAUUUGUUUUAAAUUUAUAAACACAAAUAAUAGGUGUAUAUUUAUUCAGUGUGUCCCAUGAAGAAUUUACCGGCCAGCGUCAUAUGAUAGUAUAUCUUAAGUCAUGAAAAAUACCUUUAAAGGAUGGGUCUAACUUUUUAUUUUUUUAGUUAUGAGCAAAUCAACUUUUUUUAAACAAAACCAAACUACCUCACAUUUAUCUUUAAAACUUUUCAACUUUUUACCGUAAUUAUUAUUUUAAUUUUAAAGCAAUGUUAUUGUGCUAUCAAUUAACAUACACAAUCAUACUAAAAAUGAACCAAUCGUUUUUAUUAAAUUAAAAAAAUUAAUAUUUUUGAAUAGAAUCGUGUAUUUACUACAGUUUUUAUUUUUAUUCCAUUAUUCUACAGAAUAACACCUAGAAUACCUUAAACAUUUUACCUCUUUGUGAGUACAUGUCUCAUUAAAGUCAUGUUUAGCAGUGGUAUCAGUCAGAAAUUAUGGAAGAUAUGACUGUAGAAAAUAAGGUAUUAUUUGGAGUUAUAUGCAAUUUCUUUUAAAAAAUGCUUAUUUUUUUUAUUUAAUAAUAAUGAUUUGUACAUUUCUGGUUUAAAUAGUAUUGGUAUGUUAGUUGAUAGCACAAUAAAAAAAAAUUACGUUAAAAAGUUGAAAAGUUUUGAAGAUAUAUCAGCAAAUGUGCGAUUAGUUUGGUUUUGUUUAAAAAAAGUUUAAAUUGCUCAUAACUAAAAAAAUUAAAAAGUCAUGUGCACCCUUUAAAGGGUUUUUUUUCAUAACUUACGUUACACUAUCAUAUGAUGCCGACUGGUCACUUCUUCACGGGACACAUUGUAUAAAUACUCACGGUCUCAAAAUGAAUUAUUGGCCCAGUCAUAUUUAUAUUAGUAUUUAGGAUUUCCAUUAAAAAUUGGUAAAAAAUACAUUUUUAUUUUGAACUUAAUGUGAUCUGUUUUAUAAUAAGUUAAUUUACUAAUUGUUUAUGUUAAUACUCAUUUUCUUAAAUUAUAUUACUAAUUUAAUUUUAAUUUUUAAAGUUAUACCUAAAAAAAAACCAAAGAAAAAUUAUUAUUGUUAUUUUUUGUUUGUUUUAUUAGUUUAUUCUAAUUAAAAUAUGAGUCUCAACUCAUAAAUAUGUAUUCAUCUUAAAAUACAUUCCUUUUAAACUUAUAUUCACAGUAUUAUUAUAAUUAACUGCACUAUCUACCUACUUAUUUUGUAUACUUUCAUUGUCUGCAUAGUUUUGUUUCAGUUCAUAUUAUUUUAUGUAAUACAAUUACCACUACUAUUAUUAUUUUAUUUAAGAUAUUAUUAAUUAGUUUCUAUUGCUCUUCUAACAUAUUAUUUAUUCCAUACAAAUUUUUAUAUUAAUUUAAUAAUGUAACAAAAUAAAUAGCUAUAUGAAAUGUCAGAGUAUAUAACUUCUAUAUUUGUUUUAUAAAACAAUUAUGUAUAACUUAUUAUUUAUUAUAUGUCAAUUUUGUUUUCAUGAUUGUUACCUAUGUUAAAAAUAAGUUAAUAUAGAUACGCACAAAAUUACCUAAAUAUUUAUGUAAGCAUAAUAAUUGUGUUCUUGCCGCCUAUU
Metopolophium dirhodum (rose-grain aphid) is the source of this 6099-nucleotide messenger RNA. RefSeq names its product kinesin-associated protein 3 (gene Kap3). Gene Ontology annotation, molecular function: kinesin binding. Bases 383 to 2989 code for a protein of 868 amino acids. Gene Ontology annotation, cellular component: axoneme; ciliary transition zone; kinesin II complex. The transcript is spliced from 18 exons. Lineage: Eukaryota; Metazoa; Arthropoda; Insecta; Hemiptera; Aphididae. The record is from RefSeq and is a predicted model, not a curated record. Gene Ontology annotation, biological process: microtubule-based movement; cilium organization.